CCCAGCGAGGCCCGUCAUCAUGGAGUCGUGCCUGUGCCUGUGCCUGUGCUUGGCUUUGUUCGCGGUGUUCGGUGACCUGGUGAGCUGCGCCGGGGCGCGACAGAGCGACGCAGUCCUCGCCGCCCCUCCCGCCGGACACGCGACCGACUCACUGCGAGUCGACGGCGAGCUCGAAGAGGCCAGUGCAGUGCGUCGCGACUCCUCCAACCACGCCAGCAACCGUCCAGCAACGCACGGCAGGAUCCUCAAGUUCACAAUACCGGAGCUCGUCGAGUUCUUGAAGCCGGUGAUGUUGUACUUCGCGGACAACUACCCGGGAGGUGGAGGCAUCUUCAGCAACUGGUUUGGAUACGCCCCUGUUUCCGGAGCAGUGACUAUUGCGAACAACUCUAACAACGCUAAUUACAGUAGCCAGCCACAACUACGAGACAAAGUAUUAAAGUAAAUCCCGCGACCUGUCUGAUACUGCUUCAGGGAAAUGCACAUAGCAAUAGGAUAGCUAGAAUCAACGAAGUGACAGAAUAAUAAACUCAUCAUGUGAAUAACUUUACAAUAUAGUUUAUUGCAUUUCCGUUUGUUAUCUUUGAAGCCAUUUUCGAAGCAUAAAUUUUAUUCUAUUACCUAUUUUCUUGCUCUUGUAUAAAUUUUGACACAUAAGUUUUAAGAGCAGCAAUGGAAAACCUGGAGAUAAACAUUGCAUUUCAUGAGGAUUGAUUUGUUUGAGGGGGAGCUAAAACCGUUGGUGAAUAUCAAGAAAUAUAAUUCGGAAUAAGCAGCCUUCGGUGUUGCGGCACUGACUUUGAAGUCUUUCCGUAUAUGCUGCCGUCUUCCUUAUACUUUCUCGAUCAGCGUAUGAUCUACAUGUGCUUUUAUCCCCUUCGUCAAUUCAAAAGUAUAAAAUGUAGACCCCCCCUGAUCAAGUCCAUUUUACUUGGAUUUGAAUUAGAUCGACAUGUCGCAACAAAGAAAUACAUUUUCAGUCCUUAUUCAGUAGUCGGUCUGAUGAUGUUUCAUGCAAUACCCUAUAAAUUUUAUCUGGCAGCAGUUUCUUUUACUUACAAAUUGGCUUGAGCAAACUUACUUACUCUAUGCUACUCUUUUACCUGAAAAAAAAUAUUAAGGUUCAAGUUUUUUGCUUAAACUAAACAAAUUAAUGUUAUUAAUUUAUUAUUAUUCAUAAAAAUGCUGUGACGAUGUCACAAGAGCAUCUCUGUAGACAUAAUCAUCAGGACUGCCCGAGUAUGCAAUGCGUCGUACACUCCGGAUAUGCGGGCAGUCUGCGUUCCCUGAUGUUUGAGACAGGUGGAGGGGAGGUUACCUCACCCGUCCCGAGGUGCGGCAGCCUUUCCCCGCUGGAUGUCGUCAACUGGGGGCGCGCGGAUUGGCUGAGGCGGUCGAAUCAUGUCAUCGGACAUGACCUCUUGGGCCUCGAGAGAAUAAACAUACAUUUGCAUCUUUAAGCCUGCUCUCAAAGGGUUAUAUGCUAUCAAAAUAUCGUACAUUUUAAUGUUUACAUUUGUUUCGGGGUAAGAUUGUUUUUAUUUAAUUAUUUAUUAUAUUUGCAAGAGGGUUUGGCACCUUCCGCCACCUCUUGAAUAAGUAUAUUUUAGUUGUACUUUAGCAGCGCACUUAGACCAUCAUUCGGUCCUUGUGACUCUUGACAACCCCCCCCCCCCCCCUUUUUUUCCCCAAAGUUUGCCUGUAAUGAAGCAACUUGCUGAUGUACCAACAAGUCUUAAUACUAUGAGUUAAUUCUGGUUAAGUGUCAUCAUUGUGACAUCCUGAUAGUCACUUUGGUGGAUGUAUGGGUAAUAUACUGGCGAAGAUGUAAAUUAUUACUGGUACCUUAUUGCAACCUAUUUGCUAGUGAAAAACCAUAGAAGCCUCUUCAAGUAAUAGCGGAUGAUUUUAGAUACAGAUUUUCUUCAAAAUUAUUUCAAUAAAUGUUAAACACCUUUAAAAUUAUCCUCAUGCAAGCUCAACAAAAGUCAUAUUAAAAACGUUUGUAAUAUUAGAUUUUCAACUACUGCACCCUGAAUAAAUCAAGUUUUCUAAAAUAAUAUAUGAAUAUUCAUUCAAAUAUAUACCAAAUUAAAAUAUUAAAGAAAAUUCUUUCUCGCUAUAAUUGGCUUUAUUUUAAUUACCAUAAAUUAACGUUCUGAAACUGAAACCAUCAACUUACUGAUUUAAUUACUAAAAAAUCAUAGGUGACCUAAUUUCUGGUCAGAACUGAUAGUGAACAGAGAGUGUACCACUUAUGACCACUUUUCAAGUAAUACUUUUCCUAACAUUCAUUUUAAAAUUUAUAAUUCCUAAAGAAUUGCUAAGAAUUUUCAUCAUUAAAAUUAUUUUUCAAUUUGUAAUAUUUUUGUACUAUUCUCUGAAAAUAGAUAAUAACAAACUGUUUAAUAACAAUACAUACGAAAAUGUUUAAAUAUGUUUUAAAAUAAGUAUAUUUUGUAUUAAUUUAAAAAAUCUAAAUACUGCAUUUUUUUUUUUUUUUUGAGUUUAUAAGCUUGUAAAAUUCUCUUAGUUAAUAAGUUAUGCUUUUGUAUGGAGUGUUUAACAAUAAAAUCAUAUUUCAAACCUAUGUA
Bacillus rossius redtenbacheri is the source of this 2594-nucleotide messenger RNA. RefSeq lists its product as uncharacterized. The record is from RefSeq and is a predicted model, not a curated record. The transcript has 2 exons. NCBI's taxonomy places the organism in Eukaryota, Metazoa, Arthropoda, Insecta, Phasmatodea, Bacillidae. The coding region runs from base 20 to 445 and encodes 141 amino acids.